AUGAGUACAGUUCAAAUGAAAUAACACAUAAACUUAUUAAGAAAAGCUGUUGGUGAAAUAAAGGAUAGCACUUAAGAGAGAAUAACUUAAAUAUCCACAGAAGUUUAAUUUAAUCCUCAAGAUAAUAAAGAAUUUAAUGAUUUACUCAAUGAAAUCAAAUAAGAAACAUUAAGAAAAUUGCAUGCAUUUUAUGAAUUGAAAGUUAAUAAUAAGACAAAUGUCUAUUAAUAAGAAUUAUCAAAUUGUUCAACCAAUUAUACAGAAUUAUAACAAUAGGUUUUAGAACACUAGGAAAUAGUCAAAGAAAAGAUUAAUUAGAAUUUGUAAAAGAGAGAAUAAUAUGAUAAAUUAGCAAUUAGAAUGGUUCUCAAUUAUGAGAGAUUAAAAUUAUACAAAAAAUAUUAUAAAUCUCUUAAAUAAUAUGCAACAAGAAAGAGAAAAAGCAGAUAAGCAAAAUUUGAUGCAUAUCAAAAAUAUUAGUUAGGGUUAUAAACAAAAGUAUUUUAUUAUUGGAGAAGCACAUGUCAUAAAACUGGCUAUUAAACCAUGCUUAUCACUUAAGCUGCUAAAGAAAUUAAAAAUAUCCAACAAUGUAAAGUGAUAUAAAUAACCCUAGAAUUUAUUGAUAUUGUUAAAAUAUUGAAAGCCAAAAUAGCUGAAACUGAGGAAUAAAUUUAAAUUAAGAAAAAUGCUAAAGCAGAGUUCUCAUAUAAUUUGAGUAGAAAUCUUCUGAAAACCAUAAGCAAUUUAUCUAUGGAAGUUAUGUCUCUUCGUCAAGUUACCAUAAAAGGUAAAAAAGUUCAAUAAAUACUAGAUAAUUAGAUUAAUAAUGAUGAAAAUACUAAAUUUUUGAAGGAAGUUAAUGGUUUGAUUUAAUCAAAACUGAGUAGCAUUCAAUAAUUUAAAGAAAAACUGAAAUCAUCUGAGGAACCAGCUGCAUCUGAGACUCAUAAGAAGAAUAAACAAUCCAUUUAGUUUGAUCUAUAGAAUUAGUCAAGAAAAUGA
Messenger RNA from Paramecium tetraurelia, 1005 nucleotides. RefSeq lists its product as uncharacterized. Lineage: Eukaryota; Ciliophora; Oligohymenophorea; Peniculida; Parameciidae. The record is from RefSeq and is a predicted model, not a curated record. The transcript has 2 exons.